CCUUUGAACCAACACAUUACUUUUUUAAACUAUCUAUCUUUCUUACACCCCCUGCGCGGUUAAUCCCGUCCUGGAAGACAGCGGGUUUCAAAGCGCAGCUGCGGAUCGCCACCAACUCCAAGAAUAUAGAACCUCCAGAAACACCUGGAUCCAGGUUCUGUGUAACAUUUUCUGAGUUUGGGGGAAACAACACACAGAAGGCAGAGCACAGACCCUACUGAUGGACGCUGUUCUAAAUUUUGCUGGGGACAAUGAUAUGUCCUAUGAGGAUGCUGAUUCACCACCAGCAUCACCAUUCAGCAUGACUCUUCCUGAACAUUCAGGGAGUUAUGACUUGGAGCAGAAGCGACAGGAGCUGCAGGAGGGGCAACCCCCUGAGAGUUACAUCAUCAGUGCACACCCAGAUGCUGCCUGGAACACUAACACCAACGCCACCACCAGAGGUGAUGCUCAGUCAUAUGUGGAGUUGAACGAGCUGUUGGGGGGAAAUUGGCAAGAGACCGGUCGCUGGGUGGGGUAUGAAGAAACAUUCAACCAAACUACUGGAAAAUGGGGGUCAUCACACAUUUCCUGCCUUACUUUCAGAAGCCUUAUUCAGCUCCGCAAAAUCAUGAGCACAGCGGCUGUGCUGUUAGAUGUGGAAACAAAUGACUUUACACUCAUUGCCGAGAAGAUCGUAGAUGAACUUCUGGAAAAGAAUGAGAUUCGGGCCUCAGAUCGGGAGACCUUGCUGAAAGCACUGUUGGAGAAGCGCAGUCAGACUGAAGGCCCUUACGUUACCUCAGCAGGCAUCGAGAUGCAGACCUUCUCUGUCACCAAACAGAGAGACACCUCCGAUAAUGUAGAGGCAUCUAUUGUGUUAUCAGGUGCUGUGGAGUCUUUACAGAAGCCUGUCGUGGCAUUUGUCCGACUCCAAGAUUCCGUGAUGAUGGACGGGAUUAUGGAGGCUUCUGUGCCUGUGCGUUUUGUAUUUGUCCUGGUAGGACCUACCGAAAGUGCCGUAGAUUUCCACGAGAGCGGACGAGCCAUGGGUACACUCCUGGCCGACUGGGUCUUCAGCUUGGAGGCCUAUCUUGCUGAAAGUGAAAAAGAGCUGACCAAUGCCAUUGCUGACUUCAUGGACUGCAGUGUUGUGAUCCCGCCCACUGAGAUCCAGAGCGAGACCAUGCUCCAGCCAAUUAUCCGUUUCCAAAAGAAGAUGUUGCAUGACAGACUCCGGCCCUCUGACACCCGAAUCCAACUUGGACCAAAACAAAAAGAGGCUGAGCAUCCACAGGACGAUCCAUUGGCUCGAACUGGAUAUCCCUUUGGUGGAAUGGUCAAGGACAUCAAACGUCGUUACCCCUAUUACCUGAGUGACUUUAUUGAUGCUCUAAAUCCUCAGGUGUUUUCUGCCAUCAUCUUUAUUUACUUUGCUGCCCUUUCUCCUGCUAUCACUUUUGGGGGACUUUUGGCGGACAAGACAGAUAGAUGGAUGGGGGUGUCAGAGCUGUUGAUUUCCACCAGUAUACAGGGAAUAAUUUUCUGCCUAUUGGCUGCCCAGCCUGUGCUGGUCAUCGGAUUCAGUGGGCCACUCCUGGUGUUUGAAGAAGCAUUCUAUCAAUUCUGUCAAUCGCAGGGCUACGAGUACAUUGUGGGACGUGUAUGGGUGGGAAUGUGGCUGAUCCUCAUUGUGUUGAUUGUGGUAGCGGCAGAGGCUAGUUUUCUCGUUCGCUUCAUCUCUCGUUUUACCCAAGAGAUCUUCUCCAUCCUCAUCUCGCUCAUUUUCAUUUAUGAAACUUUUUACAAGCUUUUCAAGAUUUUUGAAGCUCACCCUCUAAAACUGAAAUACGAAGAACAGAAUAAAUCAUUAUGGGACACCAUAGGUGUGGUUGGCAAAACUGCAGGUGUCAACAGUACAGAAGACAUUAAGAACAUAUACCCUAACACUGCCCUUCUCUCCAUGUGCCUGAUGCUGGGCUGCUUCUUCAUAGCUUACUUUCUCCGUCAAUUCAAGAAUAGCAUCUUCCUCCCUGGCCCUGUUCGUCGCAUGAUUGGAGACUUUGGUGUGCCCAUCGCCCUCUUUAUCAUGGUUGGGAUUGACUACAGUAUUAAAGAUGUUUACACACAGAAACUGAAGGUCCCGAAGGGUCUGAGUGUGACCAACCCUACCGCCCGAUCUUGGUUAAUCAACCCCACUGGAGAAAGCUCACCAUUCCCCAUUUGGCUAAUGUUUGGCAGUGCUGUUCCAGCUUUACUGGUUUUUAUUCUCAUCUUCCUCGAGUCCCAGAUCACCACAUUGAUUGUAAGCAAACCAGAGAGAAAGAUGGUGAAGGGCUCUGGCUUCCAUUUGGAUUUGCUCCUGAUAGUGGCGAUGGGUGGAAUUGCCUCUGUUUUUGGUGCCCCCUGGCUUAGUGCUGCAACGGUGCGAUCUGUCUCCCAUGCCAAUGCCCUCACUGUCAUGUCCAAAGGCCCUAAACCUGAAAUCAGUAAAGUGCUGGAGCAGAGGUUUAGUGGGAUUGUAGUAGCCGCUUUAGUUGGUGUAUCUAUCUUCAUGGAGCCCAUCCUGAAGUUGAUUCCCAUGUCAGCUCUGUUUGGCAUCUUUCUCUACAUGGGUAUUACCUCUCUAAGUGGUCUUCAGCUCUGGGAUCGUGUACAGCUAUUGGUUGUGCCUAAAAAGUAUCACCCAUCACAUCCCUACGCCACCAGAGUAAAAACCUGGCGAAUGAACCUCUUCACCAUUAUCCAGCUGGUGUGUUUGGGCGCCUUGUGGGCAGUGAAAUCCACUAAAGCUUCACUGGCCCUGCCGUUCGUUCUCAUUCUUACCGUCCCUCUGCGCAUUCUCUUGUCCAGAUGCCUCUACAGUACCACAGAGAUGAAAUGUUUGGAUUCGGAUGAUGUCAAGGUGACAUUUGAGGAGGAGCAGGGGGUGGAUGUGUAUGACGAGUGCCCCUUCUCGUAAAUGACUUCUUGCUGAACCAACCUAUAGUGUUGAACCACAGAAACAGGAAUUACAGUGUCAAAUCCAACAUCUAGACAAGCUUUAGAAAAUUGUUUUUAUUACAAAUUGUUAUAUUUUGUCACCAUAUAAUAAUUUCUCACUUUUGAACAGAUUAUGCAUUCAAUUUUUUUGUCCUCAAAGACUGUUUUGCUUUAAUUUUUGUGAUUGUUAGAAUUAAUAUUAAUUUUAUUUUAUGAAUGCCAUUUGCUAAUAGCCUUUAAUUACUUCUUUUUUUAAGCUCUAUGCAAAUGCUUUGUUCUAUGCAGCCAGUGUUUAAGAUUAAAUACAGUAUUAUGCCUUUAAUGUGUUUCUACAUUGACAGUAGAUACAGUAUCUCACUUUCUCUCUCUCCCUCACUCUCUUAUAUAUAUAUUAUUAUUUGUUUCAAUUAUCAUAUCUGUACAUUUCUAAGGAGAUGCUGAAUGAUUGUUUUUGCAGUUAAUGAGAUCAUGAAUAUUUUACAUUAUUUUGAGUGGGUUUGACUAGUUAUGAAUGUACAUUUCUGUCUUAUCUUUAUACCUUUUUUUAAAUAUAUUUAAUCCUGGGUUGCAAUUAAUGUAACUAUUCCAAUUCAAUUAAUAAAACAAUCGUAUUAACAA
Molecule: messenger RNA, 3579 nt
Organism: Silurus meridionalis
Lineage: Eukaryota; Metazoa; Chordata; Actinopteri; Siluriformes; Siluridae
Gene: slc4a1a
Product: solute carrier family 4 member 1a (Diego blood group)
Exons: 21
Coding region: 221-2941 (906 amino acids)
Biological process (GO): bicarbonate transport; monoatomic anion transport; regulation of intracellular pH
Cellular component (GO): plasma membrane; basolateral plasma membrane
Molecular function (GO): solute:inorganic anion antiporter activity; monoatomic anion transmembrane transporter activity; bicarbonate transmembrane transporter activity
Source: RefSeq, a predicted model, not a curated record